AUGAACUUACAUCCUGUGCUGACCCUUAAGCCAAAUCGGUGCCAGCUAUUUACUGGAGAGUCUGUUACAUUCGUUUGUGACGUGGGGGAAGAGAGGAGCACUAACUUGCUAUACAGAUUCAAUGUGAAUGAUGGGGAAUUUCUCACAUGGUCUAGCCAUAACCGCUACACACUACAACCCGUAGCGACCGGUCACAGUGGUGUAUACCAGUGUGAACUAUACCCCAGUUAUAAAAAGAGUAACAAAGUCAGUCUGACUGUAUCAGAUCAUAAUCUUAUCCUGGAAAGUCCUCCAUUUGCCGUUUUUCUUGGAGAAUCGGUUACUCUGCGCUGCUGGGAUCAUUCUUGGACAAAAGUCAGCGCUACUUUCUACAAAGAUGGAAGCCAAGAGUCACUCCGCACAUCUGAAGCCACAACAGAGUUGACCAUUAAUUCAGUAUCAAAAUCAGAUGAGGGCUUCUACAAGUGUAAACGCAGUCAUGAUGAGUCCAAAGAGACAAUGCUUAAAGUGGAAGAAAAACCAAAAGCCAAACUAACAUCUGACAGAGGAGAAAUUCCUGAAUCGGGCACAGUGACGCUGACCUGCUCUGUUGAGGUCUCUGAAGGCUGGAAAUACUACUGGUACAGAAAUGUUACACGUAGAAGUGAGGAAGUUGUGGAAGGUGGUGCCUCCCUCCACUAUAGAUCUGUCAGGGUGUCACAAGGCGGACUGUACUGGUGUGAAGGAGGGAGAGGAGACCCUGUUUACUACACACACAGCAGUGAUCCAAUCAGCUUGGACAAAAUUGUUAGCACCAGGCCUGUUGUGACCCAGCAACCCAACUGGCCUCACAUAUUCAGCGGAGAGAGCGUCACCCUCCAAUGUGAGAUCCAUGGAGGCAGAAACACUCAGUGGGAGUAUGAAUGGACCACAAGCAGCUCCAGCACACCAUUAAACCAAGCUGUACACAGGAUUAGCAGAGCUUCUUCAUCCAACAGCGGAGGCUACAGGUGUAGGGGCAGAAAGACACUUGAAUAUUCUUCAACAGCUUGGAGUAAUUACUUCCAGCUGACAGUAUCAUCAUCUAAACCUCAGCCCACACUGAAAGCUGAUAAAGAGGCUAUACCAGUAGGAGGCAAAGUAAUCCUGACCUGCAAUGUGCCUGAAUCUUCUGGCUGGAAAUAUUACUGGUACAGAAACAAGAAAGACUCGAACCCUCUGGCCGCAAAGGGCGGUGUUCCCUACUCAGGUUCACAAAUCAGCAUCUCAGAGGGAGGACAAUACUGGUGCAGAGGAGGGAGAGGCGACUCAGUUUACUACACAGAGUACACAUCAAUCACCAUUCACAACGCACAUAAACCCGAGCCGAAGCUCACUGUGUCUCCCUCAUGGUUGAGUCCUGGGGCUUCAGUAACUCUGAACUGCGGCGUCGAGUAUCCCUCUGCAGGAUGGAGGUUUUACUGGUACAAGGCUGUUCCCCAGCUGUCAUCCAGCUCCUACACUUACGAGCUGCUGCCUGACAGGGAAGCUGGCACUGCAGAGGGCUCCUACGUCAUUCAUGGGCUGACACACACGGCAGGAUUUAUGUGUCAGGCGGGAAGAGGAGACCCAGUGGUUUACACAAAGAACAGCACAACUAAGUUUGUCUGGUCUGGAGAUCGUCGCCCAUCAGCCUCUGUCACAGUCAGUCCCAACAGAACGCAACACUUCAGAUACGAGUAUGUCACCCUGACAUGUGCAGGAAACUCCAUUCAUGGGAAAAUGAAGAGAUUUUUUGAGGGGAAGAUAAAAACGUUGUCCUGGAGAGCCCUGUCUAUCCUGUGA
Molecule: messenger RNA, 1803 nt
Organism: Myripristis murdjan (pinecone soldierfish)
Lineage: Eukaryota; Metazoa; Chordata; Actinopteri; Holocentriformes; Holocentridae
Product: Fc receptor-like protein 4
Exons: 9
Coding region: 1-1803 (600 amino acids)
Biological process (GO): cell surface receptor signaling pathway; immune response
Cellular component (GO): external side of plasma membrane
Molecular function (GO): transmembrane signaling receptor activity
Source: RefSeq, a predicted model, not a curated record